This is a messenger RNA of Plasmopara halstedii, 1209 nucleotides long. RefSeq names its product eukaryotic initiation factor 4e. Gene Ontology annotation, molecular function: RNA 7-methylguanosine cap binding; translation initiation factor activity. Bases 1 to 1209 code for a protein of 402 amino acids. The record is from RefSeq and is a predicted model, not a curated record. Gene Ontology annotation, cellular component: eukaryotic translation initiation factor 4F complex; cytoplasm. The transcript is spliced from 9 exons. NCBI's taxonomy places the organism in Eukaryota, Oomycota, Peronosporomycetes, Peronosporales, Peronosporaceae. Gene Ontology annotation, biological process: translational initiation.
AUGGGGACCGGAAAGAACAAUGGUGAUGGGAACCCUCCGGAGAAAGAGACGAUAGAAACACCCCUCCAAAAUAUGUACAGCUUCUGGUAUAUCAAGCGCAGCACCGGCAACAAGGCUGUUAGCGAAAGCUAUGAAAAGAGCAUUAAAGGGAUCGGCGACUUCAAGACAGUUCAAGAUUUUUGGCAGCUGUACAACCACCUAGUGCGGCCAAACGACCUUCCAAAUACCAUGGACUACCACCUUUUCAAGACAGGUAUUAAGCCUAUGUGGGAAGAUCCAGCUAACCGACGAGGUGGCAAGUGGAUGGUCCGCCUUCGUAAGGGCAUAGCCUCGCGUUAUUGGGAGGAUUUGGUGUUAGCGAUAAUUGGCGAGCAAUUUGACGUGGGCAACGAGAUCUGUGGUGCGGUUAUUUCAGUUCGAUACAACGAAGAUAUCAUUUCGCUUUGGAACCGAAAUGCUGACAACAAUGAAGCAUGCUACCGCAUUCGUGAUACAAUGCGAAAAGUGCUCAAUCUACCGCAAUUUGUUGCGCUAGAAUACAAGCGCCAUGACAUGUCCUUAAACGAUAACUCUAGUUUCCGCAAUACGACCCUGUGGCGCCCAGACAAAAACGAUAGCAACAGCCGUGAAAGUACAGCUAAUGGUGAUCGGGCGUCUUCAAGCGCACGUUACUCACGUGGCGACAAGUCGACAGGGCACCAGCGAUCCGGUUGGAGCCGUGAUAGCAAACGUUCCUUUAACAAAUCCGACAGCAAUGACAGUGGCGAGCGACGUAGCAGCAAAACAAGUGAUGCAAAGGGCGAAGAGAGUAUGGAGCAGCAAGCUCAUAAAGCCCGCAACAAGGGUGUUGCCAUCUCGGCACUAAUUCGUGAUGGCAUGCGCUAUCGUCUGCACGACCCUUAUCUAAAUGCCUCUCUUGAGGAGGUAUACCAGUACAUUACAACCAGAAUUGAUCCGAUAUUGACCCAAGUGCUGGAAGAGGUACUAUUGUACCAGCCAGAUCAAACUGCAGAUUUUCUAGCUCAUGCCGUGCGAGGGACUUUGGACGUUCAGAAGUACAACUACGUGGAGCUUAAGCGACAGGUUUAUUUUGAUCGCAAGGUUCGACACCUUAUCAUACUGGCGACUAAUAAUGCCAUUCGCGAGCGGCCUACUGACGUACAAGAAUUCCUCGCAGCAGUUUUCGAGGCUCGAUCCAAAUUUUACUAA